CCGGCGGGCUGUGCCGGGAGUCGCCGCCGAGUCCGCCUGCGCCUUGGCCGCGCGCCCCCCGCGACCAUGGGCGCCCACCCGCGCCGAGCCGGGGUCGCGGGGCUCCCGCUGCUGCUGCCGCUGCUGGUGCUGCCGCCAGUGGCCGUGGCCUCCGAGGCUGAGCACCGUCUGUUUGAGAGGCUGUUCGAGGAUUACAACGAGAUCAUCCGGCCUGUGGCCAACGUGUCGGACCCAGUCAUCAUCCAGUUUGAAGUGUCCAUGUCUCAGCUGGUGAAGGUGGACGAAGUCAAUCAGAUCAUGGAGACCAACCUGUGGCUCAAGCAAAUCUGGAAUGACUACAAGCUGAAGUGGAACCCCUCUGACUAUGAUGGGGCAGAGUUCAUGCGCGUCCCCGCGCAGAAGAUCUGGAAGCCAGACAUCGUGCUGUACAACAAUGCUGUUGGGGACUUCCAGGUGGACGACAAGACCAAAGCUUUACUCAAGUACACAGGGGAAGUGACUUGGAUCCCGCCGGCCAUCUUCAAGAGCUCGUGCAAAAUCGACGUGACCUACUUUCCGUUCGAUUACCAGAACUGCACCAUGAAGUUCGGGUCCUGGUCCUACGACAAGGCAAAAAUCGACUUGGUCCUCAUCGGCUCCUCCAUGAACCUCAAGGACUACUGGGAGAGCGGCGAGUGGGCCAUCAUCAAAGCCCCCGGCUACAAGCACGACAUCAAGUACAACUGCUGUGAGGAGAUUUACCCUGACAUCACGUACUCGCUCUACAUCCGGCGCCUGCCGCUCUUCUACACCAUCAACCUCAUCAUCCCCUGCCUGCUCAUCUCCUUCCUCACGGUGCUGGUCUUCUACCUGCCCUCGGACUGCGGCGAGAAGGUGACGCUCUGCAUUUCGGUGCUCCUCUCCCUGACCGUGUUUCUCCUGGUCAUCACCGAGACCAUCCCCUCCACCUCGCUGGUGAUUCCGCUCAUCGGUGAGUACUUGCUCUUCACCAUGAUCUUCGUCACGCUGUCCAUUGUCAUCACAGUCUUCGUGCUCAACGUGCACUACAGAACGCCGACCACGCACACCAUGCCCACGUGGGUGAAGACCAUCUUCCUGCACCUGCUUCCCAGGGUUAUGUUCAUGACCCGGCCGGCAGGCAGCGAGGGCCCCACCCAGAGGCCGAGGCCCUCAUACAAUGCGGAGCUCUCCAAUCUCAACUGCUUCAGCCGCACGGAGCCACGAGGCUGCAAGGAAGGCUGUCCCUGCCAGGAUGGGACGUGCGGCCAGUGUCACCACCGCAGGAUGAAAAUCUCAAAUUUCAGUGCUAACCUCCCGAGAAGCUCCAGCUCAGAGUCCAUCCAGGCCGUGCUGGCUCUCUCUGCGAUGUCACCGGAAGUCAGAGAAGCCAUCCAGAGCGUCAGGUAUAUCGCCGAAAAUAUGAAAGCGCAAAACGAAGCCAAAGAGAUUCAGGAUGAUUGGAAGUACGUCGCCAUGGUCAUCGAUCGCAUUUUCCUGUGGGUUUUCAUCCUGGUGUGCAUUCUGGGGACGGCGGGAUUGUUUCUGCAGCCUCUGCUGGCGAGGGACGAGCCGUGAGCACCGCACCGGGUUUGCUGAAGGCUGACCCACAUGGGCAGGGGGCGCAUUUGUUUCUUCUGGUGGUAAAAUACACUCACCCAGGACAUGCACCGUCCUCAUCGCUGUUAGCCGCACCGUUCAGCGUAGGACAUACACCCACACUGUUGUGCAGCCAUCACCCCCAUCUCCAGACCCUCUUCGUCCCGGGAAACCCGAACUCCCCAGCCCCUC
Messenger RNA from Zalophus californianus (California sea lion), 1788 nucleotides. RefSeq names its product cholinergic receptor nicotinic alpha 3 subunit (gene CHRNA3). Lineage: Eukaryota; Metazoa; Chordata; Mammalia; Carnivora; Otariidae. The record is from RefSeq and is a predicted model, not a curated record. Gene Ontology annotation, cellular component: synapse; postsynaptic membrane; neuron projection. Gene Ontology annotation, molecular function: transmembrane signaling receptor activity; acetylcholine-gated monoatomic cation-selective channel activity. Gene Ontology annotation, biological process: regulation of membrane potential; signal transduction; nervous system process. The coding region runs from base 67 to 1575 and encodes 502 amino acids. The transcript has 6 exons.